This is a messenger RNA of Vicia faba (fava bean), 327 nucleotides long. Lineage: Eukaryota; Viridiplantae; Streptophyta; Magnoliopsida; Fabales; Fabaceae. The record is from the annotation of a GenBank genome assembly.
AUGAGAGGUGGCUAUCGUGAAGAGGGAGGCAAAGGCAUAUCUAGAAAGAAAACACAUAAAAUUUUUCCUCUCCUCUCACCUUUCGAUCCUUCCUCUCUACCUUCAACAAUCAUCAUCAUCAGAACCCAACUACAAACACCAUCCUCAUCCAUUGAAUCAACACUCCGCUCUGCUCAAUGUUCAUCAGCAUCAGUUCACAAUCUCGCCGAUUCCAGCCUCUUCCGCGAUUUGUCACAGUCUCCUACCGUACCUUCUGGCUACUUCAACUUCAAAUUUCCGUCAAGCCUACUGUCAGCUCUGUUUCAGCACAGCAACACUCCUUCUUAG